Molecule: messenger RNA, 1824 nt
Organism: Penicillium olsonii
Lineage: Eukaryota; Fungi; Ascomycota; Eurotiomycetes; Eurotiales; Aspergillaceae
Source: the annotation of a GenBank genome assembly
AUGUCUCUUGUUUACAUUGCUGGCCACCUUCCGAUACUUAUUGUGCUGAUCUCCCCUGGCAUUCCUCCAUCACUUCUCUCCUUCUCACCUGGCCCUGUCAACUCUCCCUUUUCCAUGGCUCACGGAGGUUUACACUGUCCAGGCGAGUUGGACGUACUCUACACCGGCAACAGAUCGGAGACCACCAUCUGCUACCCAUCCCCAUCCCCCGCCAAGCGUGUCUCCUCCUAUUACCCCAAGUUUGGCCCUAAGGUGGUGGAAGACUCCAAUCUCGAUCCUUUCUAUCUCGAGUCCUCGCUGGCGGCCACUCCGGAGUGGAAUUCAUACUCAGACAUGCGCAAUGACCAACUCGAGCACGACACUCACUACUAUUCAUUGUCCUUGACCAAGGACCUGCACAAUUCAUUCCAAUACGCCGGCCCAGACCGAUCGACACUCGCUCAGGUAGAGCUUGAAAACAGCCUACGCUUCCACAGAUACACUCCCUCCACAGAGGAACGGAGUCCGCUGCACAGCAGCCACGACUCCUUCAGCUCUGUCCAGACAGACACCACUACCCCCGAUUUGACCCCAAGCAGCUCCUUCUCAUCUCACUCUUCCUCGGGCUGCCCCGACGUGGUCUUGGGCGCCACAGAACAAUUGCACAAGCACGUCCAGGCCACUCAACCAGAGCCUCGACGUCGCUUCUAUCUCCCAGCGUCAACCCCUCCGACAUACUCUCUGCCACCACCACCUCCUCCGCCGCUGGCCCCUGCGAUUGCUGCGGAGAGUCGCCCAACUACGCCCUGCUAUCAGCAUUCCAACGACUCCACCACCACCAUCACCAUGGCCUAUGAAGAUACCACAGGCUCGGUUUCUUCUCGCUCUCGCCGCAGAAAACAGCCACCGACGCUGAACCUCUCUCGUGGUACCAGUGCCCACAGCCACCGCCGCAAGCAGUCUGGCCCUGGAUCUCGACCUGCGCUGGAUCCAUCCAUGAUCUCGCCCCCAUGUCUGAUCAACCCGGUCACAAGAGAGCCUCAUAUGACCCAUUUCGACCAAGCUCUUUUCAUUCCUGCCAACGACUGUCCAAGUCCAGUACCAAGCCCAGUGGCCAGCUCUCCCCCCAUCUCGCGCCAAUGGACCGCCACAUCUAUGGAGCGCCCCUCCACCUCCACCUUCGAUGCCCACUGCGAGCAUUCAGUCUGGGAGUCCGACUCCGAGUCUGAAUCCGUGGGCCGCAAGUCCAUGUCCCGCAAGCCGAUCGACACCUUGCGCAAAGUUCGCAGCCGCGCGAAGCUCCGUGGUGCCAAAUCCCAGCCCAGACUCUACAAUUCCACCUUUGAUGAUCACCCCACGGAGACGUUCCCCUGCAUGCCCGAUGAUACUCUCGGAGAGCCCAUCUCUGAAAUCUACCGCCCCAGUAUGGAUCGCCCCAGCACCAGCCGCCCGAGCAACAGCCGUGACGGUCCCCGUAUUCACAAUGGACUGCAAACCCUGCGCCUCGUUGCUCCCUCCACCACAUCCUUGGCCCGUCCCGGCCGUUCACGAAAGAACAGCAGUGUGAACAGCUCGGACGUUGACCGCUCCGCCGCCGCCGCCUGGCAAGCCCAGUACCGACGCCGCCAACGCUCCGACACCCCCGAAUACCCCAGCUCGUCCUCUGAAAAGAGUGACAAGGAAAAACUGACAUCCAUGUGCUACGAGCAACACCCCCAAGUCCCCUUCCAAGACAACUUCCGGGAGCAACGUCCUUUCUUGCAGCGCUUCAUGGACUCGCUGCGCUCGUUGAACUGCCAGAAGCCUCCCAAGUCCCACAAGAAGACCAAUGUUACCACCAUCUAA